Messenger RNA from Macrosteles quadrilineatus (aster leafhopper), 1191 nucleotides. RefSeq names its product piggyBac transposable element-derived protein 2-like. The transcript has a single exon. The record is from RefSeq and is a predicted model, not a curated record. The coding region runs from base 1 to 1191 and encodes 396 amino acids. Lineage: Eukaryota; Metazoa; Arthropoda; Insecta; Hemiptera; Cicadellidae.
AUGAGUGUGAAUCGUUUCGAAUCAAUCAGACAAAAUCUUCACUUCAAUGACAACAGUGCUAUGGUGCCAAGAGGGGAACCAGGUCACGAUCGGCUACACAAACUUAGACCAAUUGUUGAUGCACUUCAGUCAAGGUUCCAGACAAUUCCUUACGAACAAAUGUUGUGUGUCGAUGAACAGUUGUGUGCAACCAAAGCGCAUCACUAUAACAAGCAAUAUAUGCCCAAAAAGCCUCAUAAAUGGGGCUACAAACUUUAUGUAUUAAGUGGGGUUAGUGGCUUUGCAUACAACUUUGAGAUUUACUCAGGGCAAGAGAAUGACCCAGAUUGUAGGCUUCCUGGAGAACCUGAUUUGGGCUCAUGUGCAAAUGUUGUAGUACGCCUUGUUCGUAAUGUUCCUCCAAACCAUCAUCAACUAUAUUUUGAUAAUUUCUACACGACACUACCACUAAUGGUACACUUGGAAAAAAGAAAUAUUCACGCCCUUGGCACUGCACGAAGAGACAGACUACAAAAUGAGAAGCUUCCAUCAAUGGAUGAGCUAAAAGAAUGCCCAAGAGGAUUCUCUGCCGAAACAUGCUUGAAGAUAGAUGAAGUUGAAGUUACUUCUGUGUUGUGGAAAGACAAUAAAUGUGUUACUCUUGUCUCCACGUAUGCAGGAAUUGGGAAACAGACAAAGGUGGCACGCUAUGACAAAAAGAAGAAAGUCAGUCAAGAAGUUGACUGCCCCCAUGUUGUAAAACUGUACAAUAAACACAUGGGUGGCGUGGAUAAAAUAAACUCCAUCAUAGGUCGCUACAAAAUCAAAAUGAGAACCAGAAAGUGGUAUUUGCGGCUUUUCUAUCACCUUAUUGAUGUUACCAUGUGCAACAGUUGGUUGCUGUACGUUAGGGCGUGUGCCCAGAAAGGAGAAAAUUAUGUAAUGCACCUUGCAGAGUUCAGGGAAGAGGUUGCCAUCACUCUUUGUAAACUGGGGAACUCUACCACUCCAAAGAGGGGAAGACCCAGUAAUGAACUGGAGAAUGUGCUCAGGCUAAAGAAAAGGAAGCCCAAUGUUUCGUACAUACCACCAAAGGAAGUUAGAAAGGACGAAGUUGGACAUUGGCCCGUGUGGUCUGAGACCAGGCUCAGAUGCAAACUUCCAAGAUGCAGCAGUAAAACUUUCAUUACCUGUGAAAAAUGCAAACUGUAA